Messenger RNA from Phytomonas sp. Hart1, 689 nucleotides. Lineage: Eukaryota; Euglenozoa; Kinetoplastea; Trypanosomatida; Trypanosomatidae. The record is from the annotation of a GenBank genome assembly.
CAAAGGGAUGCUAAGCCGACUAAUAUGGCCUCAUUUAUUAAAGUCCUUAGGCCAGGUGUAUAUAAUAUAGCCGUUCGAGCCAAACCAGGUUCUAAGGUCACAAGCUUCGCCUCAGUUGCUAAUUCUUCCGAUGAGGCUCUUGAAGUUUACCUGGCGGCCCCUCCGGUGGAAGGUCAGGCAAACAAAGAACUAGUGGACUUUAUGCAAUCAAUCUUGAAAACUGGCCUGCGGGAGCUUCGGUAUCCUAUCCUGUCUCCAGAAAAUUUUUUAUCCCCUACUUCACAUACAUUAAAUUCUACUUUCACAAAUGCUCCUGUGAUGAAUAAUAUUAUUGCAAAGGACCGAACUUCUAGUUCCUCAAAGAAAACAAAAGGAAAAGGGAAUAACAAACCCAAAUGUUCGAGUAAAAUAAGUGACUCAAAUGACAAAAAAGAAGCCACUUCUGCAACUGAAAAAGCGUCUUUACUGCCAAAUCGUGUGGCAGUUCGUCUUGCACGCGGCACCACAUCUCGAUCUAAGCUAUUGGAAGUGGAAUUCCCUGGUUCAGAAUGGGAAUUAGUUUGUCUACUUGAAAAGGCCUCUGGAUAGUAAAAUGUGUGAGGAAGUGAAGUCGUUUUAGAGUGAAAAAAACUGAAUGGAUGAUAUCAUUGUAAAAAUAUCAAAAUUCUUAUUCACUUGAAUUGAGUAUU